This is a messenger RNA of Protopterus annectens (West African lungfish), 1058 nucleotides long. RefSeq lists its product as uncharacterized. The transcript is spliced from 11 exons. Lineage: Eukaryota; Metazoa; Chordata; Ceratodontiformes; Protopteridae. The record is from RefSeq and is a predicted model, not a curated record. The coding region runs from base 1 to 861 and encodes 286 amino acids.
AUGAGCAUUUAUAUGGCUUCAUGGAAUCGGGAAUACCCAACAGGACGAAAUCCUCCAAGACGCUGCAACUCCAAAUGCGUGUCUGAGCAAACCUUCUUUCGGCUGGUUCAGUCAUUUGCAGUGGUUCUCUUUGAGUGCCACCAGAUGGAUGAUUAUGGACCGGCCAAGAAUCUCAUGACAAUGUGUUUCACCUACUACUAUAAUGGAAAAAAUCAACCACAGCCUACAGAACUUAAGGAGGAAAAACCAACAGGCAUCGACUCCUACCUAAAGUCUGCCAAUAGUUGGCUGGCUGAGAAAAAAGACAUUGCAGAGCGCCUACUGAAAAAUACUUCAGCCAAAACAGAAAAUGUGAAGGGCUUCUUUGGAGGGCUGGAAACCAAGUUCAAAGGGUCAAAUGCAAAGAAGGAAGAAGAUGAAGACAAACCUUUACAGAAACCGCCAAAGACUGUAGUCUUCAAGACUCCUGAGGAGAAGAAGGGAGAGCAGAUUUACUUGUACACUCACUUGAAACAGCAGCCAAUUUGGCACACCCUUCGAUUUUGGAAUGCAGCUUUCUUUGAUGCAGUCCACUGUGAACGAAGAAAGAGGUCACCGACAACCAGAAGGAAUGCUGGAGAGGAAGAAGAAAAGAGGGAGAAAUGGUGUCACAUGACACAGGAGGAACGAGAUGACAGCCUCAGAUUUAAUGAGAACAUCACUUUUGGACAGCUGGGCACGUUCACUCACAAUAUGUUGGCAUUUGGUCUUAGUCGUAAACUUUGCAAUGAUUUUCUGAAAAAGCAGGCUGUCAUUGGGAAUCUGAAUGAGGAGCAAUACAAGUUACUUAGUGAUCAUAUUGAACAAAUGACAUUCGAAUAAGUGACUGGAACCCUCUGCUGUACCGUAACAGAGGACAUCUCGGUGACAACACAGUAUUGAAGAAACAUCUGCAUGGCGUGUAGCAACCCUUGGCACUUGACCCAUUUUUGUCAUUAAGCCUUCUCCACAUAUGGCAGUUGCUAUUUACGGUGUGUGUGUGUAUGUGUGUGUAUAUAUAUAUAUAUAUAUAUAUAUAU